AUGUCGAAGAGAAGACCUGUUUGGGAUAACUACAAAGAGAAGGUAGCAAAGAAGAGAAUGCGGAAAGGGGAAGAAAAAGGAGCAACUGGUCCAAAAGGUGGGCUGACUGUUCAGCAUUUGUCGGCGAACGUGGAGGGCAAAUGCCAAAAGUAUUCGCGCAUCAGGCCUUUGACAUUAGUUCCCUGUGAGAAAGAACUGACAAAUACGAUCUGGAAAAUAUCAAAGCUGCGUGUAAGGUACACUUCAAAACGGAAUUGGAAUGUGAUGUGCUUGCUGGAGAACAUGGUCCUUCCUUUACCGAGUCAGGACAAAUCCAGAACUGGAAAGUUUUGCAUGUGCGCUUCGUGGAAAUUCUCGAACACCCCACAAACGAAAAGUCUCGAACACAAACAGCAAGCAAACAGCCAAGACCCCAAAGCGAGCCAGCAACCGGAAACCCCCCCAAGAAGCUCUUUCCAACAUCCGCAUUCGAGGCAGACAACAUCUGUCAGUGUCAGACCAUCACCAUCUGUUGUGCGUUCAGUAUCACUAAGUCAGAUGCUGAAAUUGGGCAAAGUCAUCGUCCCAGAUAUUGAUGUGGUAACUCUUCGGCUUGAAGAGUUUUGCAUCUCAAGAAUGGAGUGGUUGGAACCUUUUGAGGUGUCACUUUUAUUGGAAAGAAAACCACUUGCCAAUGGGGCAUUCCAUGAAGCGUUUUUGGCAAAAUCCAUUGCAGGUGUGCCUAAAGGAAAGUAUGUCCUUAAGAAAUAUUUGGAGGGAGAGAAAAAGGAAUCGAGGCACUGUUUCAAUCCAUAG
Messenger RNA from Paramuricea clavata, 795 nucleotides. NCBI's taxonomy places the organism in Eukaryota, Metazoa, Cnidaria, Anthozoa, Malacalcyonacea, Plexauridae. The record is from the annotation of a GenBank genome assembly.